Penicillium hordei is the source of this 1071-nucleotide messenger RNA. Its product is annotated as allantoicase. NCBI's taxonomy places the organism in Eukaryota, Fungi, Ascomycota, Eurotiomycetes, Eurotiales, Aspergillaceae. The coding region runs from base 1 to 1071 and encodes 356 amino acids. Gene Ontology annotation, molecular function: allantoicase activity. The transcript has a single exon. The record is from RefSeq and is a predicted model, not a curated record. Gene Ontology annotation, biological process: allantoin catabolic process.
AUGCAAGUCGCUGCUACCGAUAUCGACCAGGUGUUCGCACACACCACCAACCUAGCCUCGUGCAACCUAAACAGCAAGAUCCUAGCCUGCUCAAACGACUACUUCGCUUCAGCCGAUAACCUCCUAACCCCCACUCCCUCCAUCUCACGCCCCGGCGUCUUCGUCCACACCGGUGCCUGGUACGAUGGCUGGGAAACCCGUCGCCACAACCCCGAUCCCUACGACUGGGCCGUGAUUAAGCUCGGCGUCGCCGCAGCCUACAUCCACGGCGUCGAAGUAGACACCGCACACUUCAUCGGCAACUACGGCGAGAAGGCAGAGCUACAAGCUACACACGCACCAGAAGGUAGUGGUGUCACGGAUGCCCAAAUUGCAGACCCCAGCUUCGCCGGCUGGAAGACUCUUCUCCCCGCUUCGCCUUGUGGUCCCUCUCAGCGCCACGGGUGGAAGUUCGACACCGAGAUCAGCCAAACUCCUUACACUCACUUCCGUUUGCUGAUGUACCCCGACGGUGGCUUCGCCCGUCUCCGUCUUUACGGUCACGCUAUCCCCCCUCCUGCCCCGGCCAUACAGGCUGCUUCGGCACCCAUUGAAGAGCUCUCGUCUGCUCUCAAUGGAGGUGUGGCUCUUGCUGCCUCCGAUGAACACUUCACCCCCUCGUCUAACAUCCUACUUCCUGGUCGUGGAAAGGAUAUGGGUGAUGGAUGGGAAACUGCUCGCUCGCGCGCUGCUGGCCACGUUGACUGGGCUAUUGUUAAGCUGGGUCUUCCUGGCUCGGUCUCCAAGGUUGUUGUUGACACCAAGGACUUCCGUGGAAACUUCCCUCGUGCUGUGCGCGUGCACGGCUUGGUUGCUGGCGCUGUUGGUGACGGUGUGCCCUCCGCCGAUGACGCCAACUGGGUUGAGAUCGUCAAGGGUGACAAACGCUGCCAGGCAGAUACCGAGCAUGUCUUUGGGCCGGAUGAUCUCACUGCUGGUGGUGAAGAUACUCGGGUGUUCAGCCAUGUCAAGCUGACCCUUGUUCCUGAUGGUGGUGUCAAGCGAUUCCGCAUCUUUGGUCGUCGCGCUUAG